Molecule: messenger RNA, 1415 nt
Organism: Phyllostomus hastatus (greater spear-nosed bat)
Lineage: Eukaryota; Metazoa; Chordata; Mammalia; Chiroptera; Phyllostomidae
Gene: LGALS12
Product: galectin 12
Exons: 9
Coding region: 256-1200 (314 amino acids)
Biological process (GO): lymphatic endothelial cell migration; intrinsic apoptotic signaling pathway
Molecular function (GO): integrin binding; lactose binding
Source: RefSeq, a predicted model, not a curated record
UGGUUAGUUCGCGCGAGUUUCCUGUCCCCGGGACGCGGGUUGCUGCCUCAGCCCCAGUGCGGCGGGUGGGCGGAGAGCUGGGGUGUGGCCCCAGCCGCAGACUUCCACCCUCCCGGGCGGGCUGCACAUGGCAUUAGGUCUAACAGCUGGAAAAGCUGCCCCCGGGCACUGAGGGCCCUGGGAAAGGUGAGUCAGCCCCGUAGGGCAGGGCCCUGGAUCCGGAUCAGCAGCUGGAGUAGAGGCGCCCCAUCCCCCAUGUCACCUGGAGAAAUACUGGACCCGCUUCCUGACACCUUCAUCCUGCAGCCGCCAGUCUUCCACCCGGUGGUUCCUUAUGUCACAACGAUUUUUGGUGGCUUACGCGCAGGCAAGAUGGUCAUGUUGCAGGGAGAGGUCCCUCUAGACGCACGCAGGUUCCAGGUGGACUUCCAGUGCGGCUGCAGCCUGCAUCCCCGGCCAGAUAUCGCCAUCCACUUCAACCCGCGCUUCCACACCACCAAGCCCCACGUCAUCUGCAACACCCUGCACCACGGGCGCUGGCAGGCUGAGGCCCGGUGGCCCCGCCUGGCCCUGCAGAGGGGAGGCGGCUUCCUCAUCCUCUUCCUCUUUGGAAAUGAGGAAAUGAAGGUGAGCGUGAACGGACAGCACUUCCUCCACUUCCGCUACCGGCUCCCGCUGUCCCGUGUGGACACGCUGGGCAUAUUUGGGGACAUCGUGGUGCAGGCUGUUGGAUUCCUGAACAUCAACCCAUUUUCAGAGGGCAGCAGCGAGUAUCCUGUUGGGCACCCUUUCCUGCCUGGGAGCCCCGGGCUGGAGGUGCCCUGCUCACACCCCCUCCCCCAGGGGCUCUGGCCGGGACAGGUCAUCGUGCUGCGGGGGCUGGUCUUGCCGGAGCCCAAGGAUUUCACGCUGCGCCUGCUGGAUGAGGCUGCUCGGGCUCCUGUGACGCUCAGGGCUUCCUUUGCGGACAGAACACUGGCUUGGGUCUCACCCUGGGGACAGAAGAGGCUGAUCUCGGCCCCCUUCCUAUUCUACCCCCAGCGAUUCUUUGAGGUGCUGCUCCUGUGCCAGGAGGGAGGGCUGAAGCUGGCGCUCAAUGGGCAGGCCCUGGGGGCCACCGCACUGGGCCAGCAGGCCCUGGAGCGGCUGCGGGAGCUUCGCGUCAGUGGCAGCGUCCAGCUGUACUGUGUGCACCACUGAGGGAGGGACCCAGACCCAGCCCACACCCAGGGCCCCACGGUCUGGCCUCUGGCCCUCAUCCAAGUGUCUGGAGCCCUGAGCAGAGUCUGCGGGGGCUUCGGGCCCCAGGGCGGAGGGCAGGCCCAGGGCACGCAGGCUCCUCCAGCUCUGGACCGCCCUCCACCAGGACCCAGGGCCGGGCCCUGUCUUCUUCCAGGGCCUAGACAAGGAGGCGG